AAGUUGACUUUAUAACUAAUUAAUUAUAUUAUACUACAUCAUCAUCAUCAUCAUCAUUUUCUUGUUGAAUUGUUACUUGAGUGUUCACACACACAUACAUCCUCUAUAGUCUAUUCUAUUCUUUUUGGUUUCUGGAAACAUCUUCCCUUGUAUUCUGAAUAAUCACAUGAAAUGAAAAUGAAAGACAAAAAAGCAAAAAUCCCUCUUAUUUUCCUUUUUAUGCUGCUGCUGCUGCUCUCAUUAUUAUUAUUAUCUUCUUUCUCAUCUCUUCCACCUUCCACAUUUUCAUUCCCUUCUUCUUCAAGGAGAAGCCUGAAGAAGAACAAGUCAAUCAGUGAUGUUGAUGAAAAGAUGUGGAUGCAGCAUCAUGAUUUCCAGAAGAAAGAGAGAAUGGACAUAGAAAUAGCAGACUACACAGGGACUGGUGCUAAUAACCACCACGACCCUGGUUCCCCACCCGGUACUACUACCUGAUUCCAAAUCCCAUCCCAUCCUCUUUACUUAUGGGUCGGGUCGGGUUGGGUUUAAUUUGCUCUUCAAUUAUUUAUUUUGUAUUUACAACACCAAUUAUAAAAGCCGGCCUUUUCUCGAUUCAGCGCAGCCACAUACAUAUUUAUUCACCUCAUUACUUAAUUACUUGCUUCAUUACUUUAUUCUGUAUACUUUUAUUAUCGGUUUCUUGCUCAUCGUUCAUAUAUCAUACUUACUUGUUCUAUCCUCUACGUCUUAACUUCGACUUUGAAAUUUUUAAUUCCUUUUUGA
Molecule: messenger RNA, 762 nt
Organism: Erythranthe guttata (spotted monkey flower)
Lineage: Eukaryota; Viridiplantae; Streptophyta; Magnoliopsida; Lamiales; Phrymaceae
Source: RefSeq, a predicted model, not a curated record